This is a messenger RNA of Triticum aestivum (bread wheat), 1899 nucleotides long. Its product is annotated as carboxyl-terminal-processing peptidase 1, chloroplastic. Gene Ontology annotation, molecular function: endopeptidase activity; serine-type peptidase activity; protein binding. Bases 85 to 1548 code for a protein of 487 amino acids. The transcript has 13 exons. Gene Ontology annotation, biological process: proteolysis. NCBI's taxonomy places the organism in Eukaryota, Viridiplantae, Streptophyta, Magnoliopsida, Poales, Poaceae. The record is from RefSeq and is a predicted model, not a curated record.
UAAACCAAAAACCAAGUGUUUUCCCCCCUCUUUCACCCCCUCCCUGCACGAAGCUUGUGGAGGUGGGGCCAGCACAGCACAGCAAUGCUACCACUCUCCUACGCGCCACCGCUACCGCCGCCACAGUCGCGACCGAACCCCACCCCUAGCCACAAGCCCAAGCCCCAGCCGUGCGUGCUUCUCUUCCCUGCCGCCCUCCGAACGGCGGCCGCGGCGGCCGCCAUCUCCUUCUCCCUCCUCGCCGGCAACGCCGCGGCUGUGGCGGCGGUGGAGCAGCCCCCGGAGAUAUGCCGCGGCCAGGACGACGGGAGGGAGGUAGAGGUGAAGGCCGAGGCGGUGACGAACGAGCAGCUCGUGGAGGAGGCGUGGGAGGUGGUCAACGAGGGCUUCCUCCCCGACGCCGGCAGCCGCCCGUGGUCACCGGAGCUGUGGAUGCAACGGAAGCAAGAUAUCCUUCAAGGUUCAAUCAAAUCCCGCUCUAGAGCCCACGACAUCAUCACGAAAAUGCUAGCUAGCCUGGGUGAUCCAUAUACAAGAUUCCUGUCGUCCUCAGAUUUCUCGAAGAUGUCGAAGUAUGACAUGACGGGGAUUGGGUUGAACUUAAGAGAGAUUCCUGAUGACAAUGGUUCUUUAAGGUUGGUGGUAUUAGGAUUGAUACUAGAUGGGCCUGCUCACUCUGCUGGUGUUAGACAGGGUGAUGAGCUUUUGUCUGUCAAUGGUAUCGAUGUAAGAGGUAAAUCUGCAUUUGACGUGUCGUCCAUGCUGCAAGGCCCAAAGGAAACUUUUGUUACAAUUAAGGUUAAGCAUGACAGCUGUGGUCCUGUUGAGUCAAUGAAAGUGCAAAGGCAGAUGGCUGCUCGCACUCCAAUUUUCUAUCGUUUGGAGAAAAGAGACAAUGAGAAUUCAUCUGUCGGAUAUAUUCACAUUAAAGAAUUUAAUGCAGUGGCCAAAAAAGAUUUGGUCAGCGCACUGAAACGUCUACAAAAUUCAGGUGCCUCCUAUUUUGUUUUGGACCUGAGAGACAAUCUUGGUGGACUAGUGCAAGCUGGAAUAGAGAUUGCAAAGCUCUUCUUGAACAAAGGAGACACGGUCAUUUAUACUACUGGCCGGGAUCGUCAAGUCCAAAAUACAAUUGUUGCUGACAGUGGACCUUUGGUUACAACUCCUGUGAUGGUACUGGUGAAUAAUAGGACAGCAAGUGCCAGCGAAAUAGUCGCUUCAGCACUUCAUGACAAUUGCAAAGCUGUUCUUGUCGGUGAAAGGACUUUUGGCAAGGGCUUAAUCCAAUCAGUAUUUGAACUUCAUGAUGGUUCUGGUAUUGUCGUCACAGUUGGCAAAUAUGUCACGCCAAAUCACAAAGACAUCAAUGGAGAUGGAAUAGAACCAGACUACCGCCGUCUUCCUGGUGCUAUUCACGUUCACCAGAUUUUCCUUUUGUUACACCCAACAUGCAAUGUAGUUUACUGCUCGGCUGAAUUUACUUUUGUGACAGAUCUCAAUGAAGCCAGAGAUUACCUUUCGCGUUGCCAAAGCAAGAAAUUAAGUUGAGGUGAAGUGCUUUAUUACAAAGCUUCUUACACAGCAACACAUUAGAAGUAUGGAAUGGAGCGUUAUGCCCAGAAGAAUUGCACAGCGAAGAAUGAACUCUCCCUGGUGAGGUGAGACCACAAGCUCAAGCUCUACAUCGAAGCCUCAAUUCAAUAUAGGCAUCUGCAGAGAUCAGAGUGAGCAUGUCCUUGGAUACCGGUGCUGCAGCUCGGUAGAGAAAGGAAAGAGCACAUUGGCUUCUGCUGAAUAUACCCAGCACCAAUAUGUAAAUAGCUUGUGAUCCGUGUGCAACCAGUGGCAUUCGUCAUAUAAAGAAGUGCAAUAGUAGCUCUAAUCCAAGCAUUUUGCCAA